Messenger RNA from Lotus japonicus, 1411 nucleotides. RefSeq names its product protein DUF642 L-GALACTONO-1,4-LACTONE-RESPONSIVE GENE 2. The record is from RefSeq and is a predicted model, not a curated record. Gene Ontology annotation, cellular component: plasma membrane. Bases 67 to 1254 code for a protein of 395 amino acids. NCBI's taxonomy places the organism in Eukaryota, Viridiplantae, Streptophyta, Magnoliopsida, Fabales, Fabaceae. The transcript is spliced from 3 exons.
CUCUCACUCGCUUACUCCCUCUGUCUUCAAAAAAAGCAGAGUGUGUAGUAAGAGAGAAUAUUUCUGAUGGCUCGGAGCUCCACAAGAAUGAAAUGGGUGGUAUCCAUGUUCGUGCCUCUAAUCCUUCUCCAUUUGGUCCUUGCAGCUCCAGAAGAAGAUGGGCUAGUACCAAAUGGAGACUUUGAGGCAUCCCCAUCAAACGGGUUUCCAAGUGAGGCAACAAUAAUAGAGGGUCCCAGUGAAGUACCAAGCUGGAAAUCAAACGGCACCGUUGAGCUAGUAGAGUCAGGGCAAAAGCAAGGUGGUAUGAUCCUCAUCGUACCACAAGGUAGACACGCAAUAAGGCUAGGCAACGACGCUGAGAUCAGCCAGGAAAUAACGGUGGAGAAGGGCUCAAUCUACUCAAUCACGUUUUGUGCGGCUCGCACGUGCGCUCAGUUGGAAUCCAUCAACGUGUCCGUGCCACCUGCAUCGCAGACCAUAGACCUGCAGACACUGUAUAACGUGCAAGGGUGGAACCCUUAUGCUGUCGCUUUCAAUGCAGAUGAGGACAAUGUUAGGUUGGUUUUUAAGAACCCUGGUAUGGAGGAUGACCCCACUUGUGGCCCCAUUCUUGACAACAUUGCUAUCAAGAAGCUUUUCACUCCUGAUAAACCCAAAGACAAUGCAGUAAUCAAUGGUGAUUUUGAAGAAGGUCCAUGGAUGUUCAAGAAUACUUCAAUGGGUGUUUUGCUUCCCACAAACUUGGACGAGGAAACUUCCUCGAUGCCCGGUUGGAUAGUCGAAUCCAACCGAGCCAUCCGCUACAUUGAUUCCGAUCAUUAUGCUGUUCCACAAGGAAAGAGAGCAAUUGAGUUGCUCUCAGGAAAAGAAGGCAUCAUCUCCCAAAUGGUUGAAACUUCACCAGACAAGCUAUACAGCUUGACCUUUUCAUUAGGCCAUGCUGAUGACAAGUGCAAGGAGCCUCUUGCUGUCAUGGCCUUUGCUGGUGACCAAGCUCAAAACAUUCACUAUACUCCAAACUCCAAUUCUACCUUCCAAACUGCUAACCUCAAUUUCACUGCCAAGGCUGACAGAACUAGAAUUGCUUUCUACAGUGUGUACUACAACACCAGAAGUGAUGAUAUGAGCUCUUUGUGUGGGCCUGUGGUAGAUGAUGUGAGGGUCUGGUUUUCUAUGUCCAACAGGCUUGGUGGGUUGGGCUUUGUAAGGCUUGGGCUUGGGGUUUUGGGUUUAGUUUGGCUUCUUCUUUAAAUGGUUUAUUUAUUAGUUUUGCUUUAUUUUAAUGUUUCUGUGCUUAAUAGGUUCUUGUGAAUUGGGGGUGUAGGUGAAGUCACAUUCUCCAAAUCUGUUGUAUGUGAACUGGCAUUAAGUUUAUAGUUUAUGCUAUGAAAAAUGAGAAUGUUUUGUC